Messenger RNA from Echinops telfairi (small Madagascar hedgehog), 4019 nucleotides. It is a transcript of the gene SACK1B, whose product is annotated as family with sequence similarity 83 member B. NCBI's taxonomy places the organism in Eukaryota, Metazoa, Chordata, Mammalia, Afrosoricida, Tenrecidae. The transcript has 4 exons. Gene Ontology annotation, biological process: epidermal growth factor receptor signaling pathway. Gene Ontology annotation, cellular component: membrane; cytoplasm. The coding region runs from base 32 to 3058 and encodes 1008 amino acids. The record is from RefSeq and is a predicted model, not a curated record.
UUUGAAGGUGCUCUUGUCAACACUUGCAAGCAUGGAGACCUCAUCAAUGCUUUCCUCGCUGAAUGAUGAGUGUAAAUCGGACAACUACAUUGAGCCUCACUACAAAGAGUGGUAUCGGGUAGCUGUUGAUAUUCUGAUUGAACAUGGGUUAGAAGCCUACCAAGAAUUUCUUGCCAAGGAACGUGUAUCGGAAUUUCUAGCUGAGGAAGAAAUUAAUUAUAUUUUGAAAAAUGUUCAUAAAAUUUCACAUUGUACACUGCAUGGUACUGAGAAUUCUUAUGAUGAUACCUCAUCUUCUGGGACCUAUUGGCCCAUUGAGUCUGAUGUGGAAGCUCCAAACCUCGACUUGGGCUGGCCAUAUGUGAUGCCUGGACUCUUAGGGGGCACACAUAUAGACCUCCUGUAUCAUCCACCAAGGGCCCAGCCACUUACAAUAAAGGAAACCAUUCGGAAGAUGAUCAAAGAAGCAAGAAAGGUCAUUGCUUUAGUUAUGGAUAUAUUUACAGAUGUGGAUAUUUUCAAGGAAAUUGUUGAAGCAUCAACUCGAGGGAUAUCUGUUUACAUUCUACUGGAUGAGUCAAAUUUUAAUCAUUUUUUAAAAAUGACUGAAAAACAGGGCUGUCAAGUUCAACGUCUCAGGAAUAUUCGAGUGCGAACAGUAAAAGGCCAAGAUUAUCUUUCAAAAACAGGAGCAAGAUUCCAUGGAAAACUGGAACAGAAAUUCUUGUUAGUUGACUGCCAGAAAGUUAUGUAUGGUUCGUACAGCUACAUGUGGUCAUUUGAAAAAGCUCACCUCAGCAUGGUCCAGCUAAUCACAGGACAACUGGUUGAGUCCUUUGAUGAAGAAUUUAGAACCCUCUAUGCCAGAUCCUGUGUCCCCAGUUCAUUUGCUCAGGAAGAGUCGUCGCGGGAGAAACACGGCACACCUCUCUGGAAGAAUGGCAGCUAUCACCGUUCAAUGUCUUCGUUAGCUUCCAUUUCCAGCCAAAGAAACCUUUUUGGUAGACAUGACCAUAUGCACAAACUCGAUUCCAGUUACUUCAAAAACAGAGUGAUGUAUACUCUAAAUGAACAUGACAAGUAUAGCAUGCGGAAUCAGGGAUACAAACCUCAUUUUGUUCCAAAUUUUAAUGGGCCAAAUACAACCCGUCAGUGUCAACCCAGUCAGUUAAAUGAAAAUUGGAAAAGACAUAGUUAUGCUGGGGAGCAGCCAGAAACAGCGCCCUACCUUCUGCUUAACAGGGCUAUGAAUCGAACCAAUAACCUGCCCGGUAAUUGGAAAAGGCCUUCAGAUAGUCUCAGUGUGGCGUCAUCAUCACGAGGAGGCUAUGCAAGUCACCAUAACACACCUGCCCAGAGCUUUGCUGAUCGGCUUGCCCAGAGAAAAACCACAAAUCUUGCAGAGAGGAAUUCAAAUGUCCGCAGGUCUUUUAAUGGGACAGAUAAUCAUAUUCGCUUUUUGCAACAACGCAUGCCAACCCUUGAACACACCACAAAGUCGUUCCUUCGUAACUGGAGAAUUGAAUCUUACUUAAAUGAUAAUUCAGAGACUACGCCUGAUUCAAAUGGAUCGACCCUGGGUGAACGUUUUGAGGGCUAUGAUGGUUCUGAUCACGUGAAGGCUAAUGCCCUGUAUACUCAUUCUCGGCUUCGUUCAUCUUUUGUGCUUAAGCCAACUUUACCUGAGCAGGAGGAAGUUAACAGUUGUGCAACUGGAUCUUCUAAUUCAACAAUCAUUGGUUCGCAGGGGAGUGACACACCCAAACACGUCCCAGAGACCCCUACCAGUGUGGAGCAUUCGACAGACAACCCCCCGUCAGACUCAGCCCCCCAGCUCCCAGUGCACCCAGACACCCCAAAAAUGCACACACUGCAAGUUCCUGAGAGCCACUCCCCCGUGUUAAACCGUACUACCAAUGGCCAUUCAGAGUCUAACACCUAUAUAUACAACACCUUGUGUUCAAAUAAGCCCACAGAAAAUCUAAAGGGCCAACAAAACGAGAACCUGCUGAAAAGGCGAAGUUUCCCGUUCUUUGACCACUCCAAAGGCAAUUUAGAUCCUGGAAAUAAUAAGCACUACGUAUAUAGCACACUGACGAGGAAUCGAGUUAGACAACCAGAGAAACCCAAAGAGGAUUUACUGAAAAGUUCCAAAAGCAUGCACAAUGUGACCCGGAGCACAGAGGACGAAGAGGGUCUCCCGAAAGAGCCUCCGAGUGGCCCCGCCACCAAGUCCGUGUCUGUUGCGGCUCUGCAUGAUGUGAAUAAAGAGGAAGCCGCCAAAGACCUCGCUCCAAAGAAGGACGUUAAGGGUUCCCCAAGUUUUUUGAAAAAGGGAUCUCAGAAGUUAAGGUCAUUACUUAGUCUUACCCCAGAAAAGAAGGAAAAUCUAUCCAAAAAUAAAGCACCUGCCUUUUACAGAAUGUGUAGUAGUUCUGAUACUUUAGUUUCCGAAAGUGAAGAGAAGCAAAAACCCAAAAAAUCUGAGACGAAAGUUGAUUCGUCACCUAGAAGAAAGCGUUCUUCCUCGUCAACCUCUCAAGGAAGCCUUCACAAGAGUAAGGAAGAUGUAACACUUGGUUCAUCUCAGGGGACACAUUCUCCAUCAGAUGAAAGUAAGAAAAUGAUGCCUUCGCCAGGGCCAGUGAAAAACAAGUUCUUAGAAAGCUCAGGAGAUGCCUCUGCCCCAAGAUUUAACACCGAACAGAUCCAGUACCGGGAUUCAAGGGAGGCAACUGCUGCUCUAGAAAGAAGACCAGCCGCUUCUCCAAGGCCGCAGCCCAGCGAGCUCCUCCGAUCGCAGUCAACUGACCGGCGCAUUUACAGUCGUUUUGAGCCAUUUUGUAAGAUCGAGAGCUCUAUUCAGCCAAUGAGCAACUUGUCAAACAGCAGCGUGCACCGCCCAGAAAUAAAACCCACUACUAUGGGCAAUAGUUAUGGCAGGUCCAGCCCUCUGCUUAAUUACAACACUGGUGUAUAUCGCUCUUAUCAACCAAAUGAAAACAAGUUUCGAGGAUUUAUGCAAAAAUUUGGGAAUUUCAUACACAAAAAUAAAUGAAAUACCGUCAUUUUAAAUGAUUAUUAAAAUACCAGAUUAAUUCAGUUGUAAAUAUUUAUCCAAAGAGCACCCUGGACAUUGUUUGUUUUUUUGUAAUGUGCCAAUAAACUUCUGUAAUGGCAGAAUUUAUCUAUAUAGUAAAAGUGUUACCGUUCUGUGUGAUGAAUUAGCUGUGUGUAAUUGCACUACAUAGCAUUUCUGUCUGAGCUCAUGAGUUUUCAAUGGUAAUGGUAAAACGAAACAAAGCAAAUGUCAAACUGUUUUCUUCAAACUGAAGAUCUUAGGUCUUAGUAGGAACUGUAGUGGAGAAACGGUCUGUGGAUUUUAACCAUUCAGUCCAAAUUCUUCUCGGUUUAGAAAAAGUAUCGUCAUAGCUUUAGUGGUCUUUCAUGUUUUUAUGGUGUUUCCUUUCUUCAAAUGUAUAAGAAAAUAGGGGGACAUUUUAAAAAUGUUUUUUAACUUUGAAUUCUACAAAAAAGUGUUAUAUUUUAUUAGCAUUAUAUUAAUAUCCUAUGGAGUACAAGCUGGUUAGGUAACAAAGGUACAAUUUAAACAAAAUAGCUCAGCAUUUUCUCUCCCCUUAAAUGUUGACAAAGUACCGGCCUCAUGUGCUACGAGUGCAUCACAGAAGGGCGGUUCCCUGAUUGUUGUAGAGUUAUCUGCCACAGAAUUCUGCCCACUCUCAAUCCAGAUACCCUGCGCGGCAACUGCUUGUUGGCUGUUGAACUUUUACAGUCAUCCCAUACUCCGAAUGUAGAGCAAGCCAACAGGAUUUUGGAAAACCAGACAGAAAACCAGUCCGCUCCUGGAAAGAUUAUAACCAAGCAAACCCUAUGGUUCAGUCUUACUCUGUCACAUAGGACUGCUGUGAAUUAAGGCCAACGUAACAGCAUUAACAACAGCAAAGUUUCUCUAGAGGGCAGACUAUUAUUUUAUUUUAUUAAAUCAUUUUAUUAGGGGC